CCUGAAAUCAAAAACUAUAAUCAUAGACCAAAAACUUAAAAAAUAUCCAUAUUACCGGAAACAUAUUUGAAUAUCCAAAUAUAUCUAAUAAACACAACAUAUUUAUGAUCGGGUCUAGGGCAGGAUCCAAACUCAUACAAAGACCUGCCGGUUCAAAAAAAACCCAAUAGGCUAUCUUCUCUGGACCUGAACUAAACCUAUAUUUUCGAGUCGGUUCGGUUUGUUUUUUGAUCCAGAUAUAAUUCUCAUGCCUAAAAUAAACUUACUUAAAAGUGUACAUAUAAAAUCACAAAUAAACUAAUUCAUAGAUUAUAUAACUGUUAAAAAUUAUAUUUUUCGAUAUAAUAAAAUUUUGUAUUAUAAUAUAACAUAUUUUGACUUUAUCUUCUUAACCCCUUUUCAUUUCUCCUACCACUUUAAAAUCAUAAACACCUUUCCCCACCGCAAGAAUAUAUAAUUUUGUCAAAAUAUAGUGAAUUAUAAUUUUUGAAAAUUUGUAGAAGUUUUCAGAAACAAUCAAUUUUUUCUAAACACUUUUGCAAAUUCCUAUUUAAUUUAACAAACAACUUGUUUGUGUUUGUUACAAGCUCAUGAUGAAAACUUACACAAGAAAACCUUUUGUUCAUAUAAAUAAUAAUACAUUAUAAGGUUCUGCGACUGUAGUUCGGUAUUAGAGCAUCUCCAAAAAGACUCUCUAUUUUGAAGUUUCUAAAACUCUAUAUUUGUAGUUUCUAGGUACUUUUCUUCAAAAUCAAAACUUCAAAUUUAACUUCAAAUUUAUUUUUAUUUACAGCACAGUCCUUAUAUUUGUCAUAAUUAAAUUAAUCCAUAAAAAAUUAUAAAUAACUAGCAUAUAUGUAUAAAUAUUACAGCAAUAUUAAUUAAUAAAAUCUUACACUAAAAUAUAAAAUCAUAAAACAAAUACAUAAUCAAAUAGUAAACUACAAGAAAAUACCAUAUUAUUCCAUAAAAUUAUUUUUGUAAUUUUCCGUCUUCGGUUACACAAAAUUUGCCUCGACAAUAUUAAGAGAUUUUGGAGGUUCCGGAGAAAAUUUACCUGACUACUUGUUUUGUUGUAAUAUUUAAAUUUGUGUAAUAAUUAUGUAUUUAUGUACCUCUUUUAAAAAUGGUUUUAUUAAGUUUCUUUGUAAUAUUCUUGUUAUCUAAUUCUAGUUUUAAAUAUUUUAAAUCUUAUUUAUUUUUUUAAAAAAAAUUUAUGUGUAAAAAUUGAAUUUAUAAAAUCAAAUUUAAGAUAUUUAUGAGAUAUACAAUUUUUAAGGAUUAAAACGAUAAACAAGAAACUAAUAAGAAUUAUAGAUGUGAUAUGUAAUUAAUUGUAAAGACUAAAAUACAAAUAAAAAUAUGAAACUCCAGGUAUAGAGUUUUCAUAAGUGAAACUUCAUAUUUGAAGUAUAAUCUCAUAUUUAAAGUUUCACUACUAAAAAUUUUUUUAUUUGAAGUUUGUUUUUGGAGAACAAAAAAUAUAUAUGAAGUUAUAGAGUUUCUUUUGAACAUGCUCUUAGAAGCCUAUAUCACGUAAUUUAUUUAUUCUUUCGGAAAGAAAAUCAUUCCCAAUAAUAUUUGAACAUGUGAUCUUUUAAUUUAUUUAUUUAGGCGAUUCAAAACUUUUAGCCACUAAUUCUUUUAUUAAAAAAUGUUAAGUUUUAUGUUGAAAUGUUUUUUAAAAGUUUUUUAAAUAGGCUACUGUUCCUAUUCAAUAAAAUACCCCUUAGAGCAUUUCCAAAAAGAAACUCUAUUUUGAAGUUUCCAAAACUUUGUAUUUGAAGUUUAAAUAUGUUCUUCCCCAAAAGAAUUUUUUUAAAUCUAACUCCAAAACUAUUUACGUUUUAUAAUAUGGUCCUUACAUUAGUCAUAACUAAGAAUUCAUAAAACUUUUGUAAAUAACUAGCACUUAUAAAAAUAUUACAACAAUAUUAAUUAAUAAUAUAUUAUAUUAAAAUAUAAAAUUUUAAAUUUUAAAUAGAAAUAACAUAAUUAAUAUUAAAUUUUUAAAAAAUACAAUAUUGCUCCAUAAAAUGAUUAUGUAAUGCAUAUAUGAUCAACAAGUGCAUUCCGAAGUAAAAAAAUGACUCUCUUCAUUUUUAACUGUAGAGUACGAGCUAAAAAAUGUUGAAAUCGGAUGAUAUUAAUACUUGUAAAUACAUUAGAUUUGAACAAGAAAGUAAAAGAGAAAAAUAAAAUAUUGCUAAGAGACUAAAUUUUAUCGAUAAUAUUAAUACUUGUGAAUAUAUUCAAUCUGAACAAAAAAAAGAAUCGUACGUAAAGACAUCAAAAAUAACAACAACCAUCUUUAGUUACAAAAAAAAAUUGGACAGUAUUUUAGAAAUUUUGAAGGUUCCGGAUCAAAUUUACCUUACUAUUAGUGUUGUUGUAAUAUUUAAAUUUGUGUAAUAGUUAUGUCUUCAUGUAAUUUUUUAAAAGUUUUUUUGUGAAGUUUCUUUAGUAUAUUGUUGUUGUCUAAAUUUAGUUUUAAAAUAUUUUAAAUCUUAUUUUAAAGGUUUAUUUAAUUUAUGUGUAAAUUUAAAUUUAUAAACAAAAUUUGAACUAUUUAUGAGAUACUUAAUUUUUAAGGAUUAAAAUGAUAAACUAGAAAAUAUUUAAGAAUCAUAAAUGUGAUGUAUAAUUGUAAGGACCAAAAUGCAAACAAAUAUAUAAAACUUCAAAUUUUAAGUUUUGAGUAGUGAAAUUUCAAAUAUAGAGUUUUACUUCUCAAAGUUCAAAUUUUAAGUUUUGAAAUUAUUUUUUUGUAAACCAAAAACCUUCAUAUUUGAAGUUAUAAAGUAUCUUUUGAAGAUGCUCUUAGCGCCAUAAAUGUAUCUUGUCUGAGAACGUAGUAUUCCGUAUAUUAAAUUUCUUAUGCUUAGUACUUAGAAGUAAAAAAAAAUUUAAUCCAUUUUGACUAUACAAAAUAUAUCCAGUAAAUCCAUUUUGAUUCAAUACUUCUUCUAACUCGAUUAAGAAAGAUCUCGAUAUCUAUAAAACUUUAAACUCAAACAAAUAGUCAAUCUAUGAUCUGUUGAAAAUAGUGUUCACAAAUGUCAUUUAAGAAACAAUAUAUCCGUUGUCUGUGUUAUUUUAGACAUUUUCAUUAAUACAAAAGUACACAUGUAUUAUCUCUCAAGUAUUUUAUUCGGGUUUAAGAACUUGUAUUAUCUCUACAUUUUGUGUGAGCAUAUUGUUUUUAAGCUUUGUGGGGAGAUGUUCUUCUCAAAACACCCCAACACAACACAAGGAUACAAAGACUGAACAUCAAUAUCUCCGAUCAACAAUUUAAAAUAAAUUAACCAAGAACAUACGUCUUUUUUUUUCAAAAAAAUAAAUUGGAAUAUAUAUACCUGAAUUUGUUUCUUCCUUUUACGGUUUGUUGUUCGAAAUGAUUAUGUGUAUCACUUUCAUAUAGGACUGGAUAUUUUAUCCGUAAAAUUAUAUUUGAUUCAUUAUUCGUUUCGAUUCAAUCGGAAAUAAAUCUGGAUAUUCGUAAACUUUCGAAGUAAAGAAAAUGCUAAAAUUUAAUAUUCGUUAACUAAGCAAAACACAAAUACUAAAAUUUUAAGAAGCUGAUAUCUGUUCUGCUCCAGAAGAUAUAUAACUACAUGAAUAUCUUGAUUAAAUUUAGAGUUUUAAAUGUAUAGAGUUAUAUAAUUAUCAUUCUAAUACAUGGUUUAAUAAUUAUAUUCACAUUAUUAUUUAUAAAAGUAUUAAUCAAGAAAAUAAAAGAACUUUUAUGACAAUUAUAGCUUUUUCUUAAGUUGUCUUAUUAUUAUGUUUUAACUAAAUUUAAAAUUUACAUAAAAUGUAAUUUCACUACUUAUUUUAAUUUUAUUUUAUAUAUCAUGUAAACAUAUAUUUUAAGAACAAAUUUGUAUCUUUUUCUAGUUUAUUUUCGAUAAACAAAAUAUAUGAAAUAUGCGUAAGGAUUUUGUAAAUAUUCGCAAAUAUCUAUAUAUUUUUCGGAUAUCCAGUUUUCCAGAUAUCUGUAUUUUUCUAAAGCAAAGUAAAUCGGAAAAUUAUAUAUAUGUAUCAUUUGAAGCAAAUCAUAAAUACUGAAAAUUCUAGUAGUAUUUGAUCCGUGUCCAACCCUACUUUCAUCCAUUGGUUGUAAUCAUAUAAAUAACAUGUCUGUAUUACAUAUGUCUGAGAUAUAAACUUUCAAUUUUAGAUUCAGGGGUCAUCCUGAAAUAAAUUAGAUUUCAUACCAAAAACACUAAUUUUGAUGCCACAAAAAUCUUAAAUAAACUAUAAUUCUCAAGCUUUGUAAUUGUUUUAAAGACAGUGAUUUUGAAGUUUUCAACAAAAUGAAACUUACAUAAAAAUAUAAUAUUAGUUCAUUAUAGUUUCAUUUUUAAAUUAGUUUAACUUUUGGACAUACAUUAUUCAUCAAUCUAAUUUUAGUUUAUUUCUUUUUUGUCAAUUUUCUAAUAUAUUCUUACAGAUUGUAUUUGUGUUAUAACUUUUUAAGAGCAUCCUUAUAAAUUAGAAUCCCAAACCUUGAGGCUAGCAUGGCCAAGAACAUGCAAUGUAAGCCAUUUGGAUGAUUCAAAACAUAAAAAAUACAGUGUGAAACAUGCACGAUGAAGAAAAAAUAGCUACACUGAGUAGCAUAAUAUAAAACGGAGGAGGGGGGUGACAUAUUUUUACAUUGGAAAUCAAAUGCAGACGUAGUAAUGUAACUGCAAAGAAACUACGCAUUUUAUAUUAAUUAUCAAUACAAAUUAAAAUUGAAAACAUCAUUUUUAAUGAACAUAUUUGGCUAAUACAGUUAUAUGAUAAAAGAGAGAAUAUAGUAUGUAACUACUUUAUUUACAUCGAUUAUUAAUACAUUAAAACGUGUAUUGUUUGUUCCAAAGGUAAUUAGGAAAAACAAAUACAAUAUUCCUAUAUAGAAAUGGAAAACAUUUUUUUUAUAAAACAAAACUAGAUAAACAUUGCUUAUAAAAAUGAGUAAGAUUUUAGCAUCAAUUUUAGUCUAAUAGUUAUAUUUUACGAUCAAUACAUGUAUGGUAGUGGUUUGUAUAAGUGUCUUCACUCCUCACUAUUUAGAUUCAAAUCUGUAUAAUGUAGUAUUGUUACCUAUGUAUAUAAAGGGUUCUCAUAUGUGGGGAAAAAGGCUGUAUCAACUUAGACUUCUAGCAGCUACUUUUCAUAGAACAGAAGUUAGAAACGGCUCAUGGUUUGAUUGGUGGUUAUAUGUGGUGAAUUAAAUUUACCAAGAUCAGGUACCGAAGGGGAUGUAAUACGUCGAUAUCGUGUAACAUCUUUCUUCCUUAAAAGCUGCCCCAACAUUACAAAGUCAAAGCCUAUUAUCUUAAACCUUAAUCAUCAUUCGAAGUCUAUAUUCAAUAUUCAGAAACCUUAAUCAUCAUUCGAAGUCUAUAUUCAAUAUGCAACUACACUUGUUCGAAAACAACUUCAAAUUUAAAAAAUAUCAUUCUAGAUUGAAAAUACAUCAUACGUUUUUAGAUUGGGAUUCGGCCCGGCCCAUUAUACUUAUGUGCCGACCAUUGUUGGCAGAGUAUUCCGGUUAACCUCCAAAGUCCAAACUCAGCCUAAGUACAUUAAAGUUAUACUAUAACGAACGAAUAAAGCCACUUCAAAAACCCUAUAAAUACUCUAAGGAAAGCUCAUCAAUCCAAACACAUCACACAACGUUAGAGCAUCAUUAUCGCCGUAUUUAAUGGCGUAUCUUAUGGUUUUUGGUGAUUAAAAAUAAAUGGAAAACACAUAAUUAUGUUGAAGCCGUGUCUUAAUUUGGGGACGGAAGAGGCGUAUGUUCGUGGACACGUGUUGGCGUAUGGGAGCCCAGAGGAGCGGUUUCUUCCUGCGGCGUCGUUUCAUUCUUCUCUCUCUCUCUCUCUCUCUCUCGAAAUUUCUCUGCAUGCGACGGAAAAGGCGACUCUGUCUCUCUCAGUGUCUCCUUGACGAAACGCCUCUGGCUGACUCCGCGUCUGUCGUCGACGAAGGAAAACGGAGUUUCUGUCCCUCGGUGUGGUUCUCCUCGACGUUGACGGUUAGAUUCUGUCUCUCGGUGGCUCUCUACGGCGGCGACGAUCGCUCUCUGUGGUGGGUCGGUUCGAAUCAAGAGGUAAACCUUCUGAAUCGCCUUCUUGAAUCAAGCAUGUAUUAGAUUGUGGUUCUUCUGUUAGGAGAUUGAUUUUAUAGUUGUGUUCGAUACUGUCUGUGGAAUGAUUUAUUUGUUGUGUUGGAUCGAUUGACAUUUUGUUGCUACUUUAUUAAUAUUGAUUUGGUUUGUGGAUGUUAAUUCAAGUUUUUGUUUAUGUCUUUGUGUUGUGGGAUGGAUGGAUCACAUACGCUUUGAUUUGUUCUGUGGAAUGAGACACGAGGAAGGUUCUUCGAACAAAGGACUCCAAUUACAAUACAGGAGCAUUGGCGAUGACAGAAAAGUUGUCAGAAGAGACAUGUAUAGAGAAGAUCAGAAACGUGAGUAGGAUCACGGAUUGGUUGUUUUUAGUUUUCUAGUGUCACGGACUUGUUGUUUUUUAGUUUUCUAGUGUCUUGUGAGACUUGUGUCUUGUAGUGUCUUGUGAGACUUGUGUCUUGUAGUGUCUUCUGAGACUUGUAAUGUCACUCGUGAUACACGUCACUCUUGUAAUGUCACUCGUUUUUAUAUAUUGCACUUGUGUAACUCUUUUAUAAAACUCUCAACACUCACAUAUCUCUCGACUUGUAACUCUUUUAUAAAACUCCCAACCCUCUCUAUUUUCUCUCUUUUAUCAUUUACAAACCGAGAAGAACACUUAAACAAACUCUAAAGUCUUUCUAUAUUCUCUCUUUUUAUUCUCAAAAAAAUUCUCAAAUCUCUCAAGUCUCUAUAUUCUCUCUUUUUAUUGGCGUAUUAAUUCCCAACACUCUCAAGUCUCUUUAUUAUUUUCUUCACCCCUAUGGCUUCGUCUUCUCAAAAUGAUGAGUUGGAUGAUGCAUUUGAUGAGCUCUUUGAUCAAAAAUUUGAUCAAUUUUUUGAUAACGCGUUUGAGAAGUUUACUCUUCAAGGAGACAAAGAAGAACGAAGAAAAAAAAGAAAAAAGCGAGUUUUUAUCGAAAGAAAUCGUGAAGAAGGGCAUAUUCGUUUGUGGAAUGAUUAUUUCAGUGAUACUCCAACGUAUCCUAAUAAAAUUUUCAGACGCCGUUUUAGAAUGAACAAGCCAUUGUUCAUGCACGUUGUUGCUCGACUCUCCAACGAAGUUGAAUAUUUUCGGGAAAAGAAAGAUGCUAUCGGAAGGAUUAGUCUCUCUCCCCUUCAAAAGUGUACCGCAGCCAUUCGUGUCUUGGCGUAUGGUUCUGCUGCUGAUACGGUCGAUGAAUACCUCCGGCUCGGUGAAACAACAACUCGGUUAUGUGUGGAAAAUUUUGUGGAAGGGAUAAUAUAUCUGUUCGGCAAUGAGUACUUACGAAGACCAACACCGGCUGAUCUUCAACGAUUACUUGAUGUUGGAGAGUAUCGUGGAUUUCCCGGGAUGAUAGGAAGCAUCGAUUGUAUGCACUGGGAGUGGAAGAAUUGUCCCACCGCUUGGAAAGGGCAAUAUUCUCGUGGUUCGGGUAAACCAACAAUCGUUUUAGAGGCGGUUGCUUCGUAUGAUCUUUGGAUAUGGCAUGCGUUUUUUGGACCUCCAGGUACCUUAAAUGAUAUCAAUGUUCUUGAUCGCUCACCUGUUUUUGAUGAUAUAAUACAAGGUAAAGCUCCGAAUGUCACUUUCACCGUCAAUGGAAGAGAGUAUCAUAUGGCUUACUAUCUUACCGAUGGUAUUUAUCCGAAAUGGGCUACUUUUAUCCAAUCUAUUCCUCUACCACAAGGUCCACAAGCAGUUUUAUUUGCUCAACGUCAAGAAGCUGUCCGAAAAGAUGUCGAGCGUGCUUUUGGAGUCCUGCAAGCUCGCUUUGCCAUUGUUAAAAAUCCAGCGUUGUUUUGGGAUAAAACCAAAAUUGGAAAUAUAAUGAGAGCAUGUAUCAUACUCCAUAAUAUGAUAGUGGAGGAUGAACGCGAUGGAUAUGCACAAGUUGAUGUUACGGAGUUCCAGCAAGGAGACGACCACGGAAGUUCACAUGUCGACCUCGCGUAUUCUACAGAUAUCCCUUCAAAUAUCGCAAAUAUGAUGGGUGUUCGAACAAGGAUUCGUGAUCGACAAAUGCAUCAACAGCUGAAAGAUGAUUUGGUUCAACAUAUUUGGCGUAGAUUUGGACAUGACGGAGACAACAACUGAUCUUCCAUGCUUCUUUCGAAUAAUUGUCGUUUAUUGUAAUAAUAUUUGUUUUUAUGUUUUUAUUUAAAAGUCUUUGUUUAAAAUGUUAUCUUUUAUUAUGUUUUAUAUUAUA
Molecule: messenger RNA, 8349 nt
Organism: Brassica rapa (field mustard)
Lineage: Eukaryota; Viridiplantae; Streptophyta; Magnoliopsida; Brassicales; Brassicaceae
Product: putative nuclease HARBI1
Source: RefSeq, a predicted model, not a curated record